Messenger RNA from Oryza brachyantha (malo sina), 1495 nucleotides. Its product is annotated as erlin-2-B. Lineage: Eukaryota; Viridiplantae; Streptophyta; Magnoliopsida; Poales; Poaceae. The transcript has 9 exons. Gene Ontology annotation, cellular component: endoplasmic reticulum; endoplasmic reticulum membrane. Gene Ontology annotation, molecular function: ubiquitin protein ligase binding; cholesterol binding. Bases 116 to 1228 code for a protein of 370 amino acids. The record is from RefSeq and is a predicted model, not a curated record. Gene Ontology annotation, biological process: SREBP signaling pathway.
UGGGCAGGAGGAGACCUUGGCAGGGAAGCAGCGCAGAAGCUGCCGUGUAGACGGAGGAGGGUGGAUUCUUCUUCUUCCUUCCCCAAACCGCUCUCUCCUUCCCCCGUUCCCGGCCAUGUCAGACGGCAGCGUCGACUCGCCGUCGGUCCACCGCGCCGCGCCGCCGAUCUCGCCGUCCCCGUCGCUGUCGCAGCACCAGACGCCGCGGGGCCGCCAGCCGCCCCCGCCCGGCGCUGACCCCGUCGCAUUCGGCGUCGUCGCCUUCGUCGCCAUCUGCUUCUUGCUGAUUUCAUUUUCGGCACCAUCAAGCAUUCUACAUCAAGUUCCUGAAGGACAUGUUGGGGUAUACUGGAGAGGAGGUGCUCUUUUGGAAACAAUCACUCCACCAGGUUUUCAUCUGAAGCUGCCUUGGAUAACCCAAUUUGAGCCAAUACAGGUUACACUUCAAACAGACCAGGUCAGAGAUAUUCCUUGUGGAACAAAAGGUGGUGUCAUGAUCAGCUUUGAUAAGAUUGAGGUUGUUAACCGCCUCCGCAAAGAGUUUGUGCACGAAACCCUACUCAAUUAUGGUGUGCAUUAUGACAAGACAUGGAUCUAUGACAAAAUCCAUCAUGAGAUAAACCAGUUCUGUAGUGCCCACAGUUUGCAGCAAGUUUACAUUGACAUGUUUGAUCAGAUUGAUGAAACAAUGAAAGAAGCUAUUCAAAGAGACUGUACACGCUAUGCUCCUGGAAUUGAGAUCAUCAGUGUUCGUGUUACAAAGCCGAACAUACCUGGUACUAUUAGGAGAAAUUUUGAACUUAUGGAGGAGGAGCGUACAAAGGCGUUGAUUGCCAUUGAGAAGCAAAAGGUUGCAGAGAAGGAAGCUGAAACACAGAAGAAGAUCGCACUAUCUGAAGCAGAGAAGAAUGCACAGGUGAGCAAGAUCCUCAUGGAGCAGAAGCUCAUGGAAAAGGACAGCUCCAAAAGGCAGCAACAGAUUGAUAAUGAGAUGUUCCUUGCCCGAGAGAAAGCUCUUACAGAUGCAAACUAUUAUAGGAUCACGAGGGAAGCAGAGGCCAACAGGCUGAAACUUACACCUGAGUAUCUUGAGCUGAGGUUCAUUGAAUCGAUUGCCAAUAACUCAAAGAUAUUCUUUGGUGAAAAGAUUCCAAACAUGAUCAUGGAUCAAAGGAUGCUUAGGAAUUACCUUGACACUACAUCAACCCAGGACCAUUUAGAAAUAUAGCAGUUGUCUUAUGUGAAUUGCAAAGAACAUUGGCUCUUUUUCUGAUCCCAGAUGAAAAUUAGGAUUCCUGCGAAUCUGAUCAGUAUAUGGUUAAGCUGAAAGAGUAGACAUUAGGGCCACUUUAAGACGGAUAAUAGUUAGUCUCUUGUAUUAGCAUAGCUGGAGGCUGGAGUAAUAUUUGGAUUCGUUUUUCAUCUGGAACUGGAAGGAAAAUGUAGUGCUCUAAGCCUCUAAUGCAAGUAUAAAACAAGCGCGAGCUAGACUGCA